AUGGCGGUGCCGCAGAGUCCCAACCUCAUGCUGUUCGACGACGAGCCAGCUAUCCAGGAUCGCAAGGUGCUCCAUUUCUUCGUCUCCUGUCGUGGCGUGGAUGGCAACUCGCUCGUGUCUCCCGCACGUUCAGCGCAGACACUUGUACGUGGCGCGUUCAACAUGCUGAGCAACGCCACAGCCAUAAACAACACCAAGUCUCCACGUGCCAAACCGCCGACCGAAGUCAACGUUGAGGUGCGUAUCGCACGGGAGACGCCGAUCUUCGGCUUUGGUGCAGACAUUCCAGCACAGCAAACUGUUAUCCCUCCGACGGCUCCCAGCAGCGGCGGCCUGACAGUCGAGAUGGACACUUUCGACGAAUUGGGGACAGAAUUCUCGGACAAAGCGACGCUCUCCACAGACGGACUUCUAGAGAGCGAGAGUUCGUGGAGUGAACGACUCAAAAGUCGCAGCCCCAAGUUCUCUGUCGGCUUCAGUGUCCGCUGUAAGAACCCGGCCGAGUACGACCGACACGUGCAGAUCAUGGUGAUGAUCCCGGACGAAGGCACGUCCUCGAACAAGAACAGCCACGUGUUCGGAUACGCCUUAACGUCCUUCCAGGAGAUGUACACAGUGGCCACUAGUGGCAAUUAUAAGCAGAAGAUGACGUUGCCCGUGCACUCGACUGUGCUCGACGGAGCGACAGUGGAGCUGCAGUUCGCCGACAUUCAGUCGCAGCAGCAUCCGCUGUUCAAGGCGCAGCAUAAUUUGUUUAAGAGUUUUCUGUUCUAUCCGUUGAUGAAGGAGGAACACGCAGAGAUGCAGGCGGCGAACGCCAAGCUGGCGGUCGAAGAGGCCGCCGAAGUGGAUUGUAGCGUCAAGAUCCCGCUGCAAUUACUGCGCGUGUGUCAAUACGAGCUACUGCAGAUGUACGACGAGUGGAAGGCACGCUACGACUACGCACGCAAGAAGAACUGCUACUUUGACAACGACGCAGAGGCGCUUAACUUUGGACACGACGUUUUUCGCGUCCAGGUGGUUUGUGGACGCGAGUUGAGGGCGAAAUCUAGAGAAAAUACAAGUGCGGAGAGCGAACUGACGACCGAGAUGGACGUACGAACCUCUCGAACGUCUGGCUUCUCGAUGGGUAGCAUGGUGGGCGGUCGAGGAGGGUUCGUGAACCGGAUAAAGGCUGGGAAAUGGGGCGGUAGUAGUGUUUCCUCGUCGUCGUUUAGCAGUAACGACCCGGACGCAGUCGACACGGUAGCGGAAGCGAGUAACAGUGUCCAUCCGUUCGUUGUGGUCAAGUUUGAAGACGGCGUGGCCGGAAAUCGUGAGUUUAUUGUGGGGAAAACCAACACGGAGUACGAUUCGACGAACCCUGUGUGGUCUACGAACAAGAAUGCAGGCACGAAAUGUCCUCACGGGAAGCCCAGUACGAAAUACCACGCGUCGCGAGUGCUAAAGAGCCGUGUGGUUGUGUCGCCUGUCAACGCUCUGAAGCAGUUUGUAUUCUAUCGACCCAGUCUGUCUGAUCAGCCUCUGGCUGGGUGGCUGCGUUUCCAAGUCUUCAAUGAACAUUAUGGCUACAUGAGUGGCAUCGAGAACGACUUGAUUGGCGAAGUGAUGAUCCCGUUACAGAGUGCUCGCGAUGCAAUGACGGUAGAAGAAAAGACGGUGUUUGACGACGACGACGGCGCUGAAGGCAGCGGCGACGGAGACCACGAAUCGAAGUCACAUCAAGUCGUGACUUCCCUCACGCUCGUGGACUGGUUUGAUGUCCGUUCUCUCUCCACCGAUGAAGUUCUGGGCCAGAUUCAACUGCGAAUUAAUAUUCUGCUGGCGAAUCCUCUUAGCGAUGACCUCCUCACGGGUCACGGAGUGGAGUCUUGUCGGUCUAGACGACACAGACGAGCUGCUGACUGCUCGCCGCCUCCGAGUGACGGGGUUAUUGAACGCGAGAUCCCUCUGAACUUUCUGUAUCCACAUGUGUUACAUAUUCGCAAACAAGUUACCGAAGUUACCGAAAUGAUCCGACUGACGGAACAUUUGGUAGAAGACAAGAAAACAUUCAAGUCGAGUCUACACAAGAAGCGCGCAGACAUUCAAGCGAUCCCGACGAAUCUGCACGUGUCGUACUUCCGUAUUUUCCGUCACUUUGGGUCUAAAUCUGUGGCGCAUGCUUCGACGUCGACGGAGGAUUUACUGGGCCUGGAUGACAGCGACGCGCACUUUGGCGCGUCCGCUGCGCUUCAGUCGUUGUCGAUGCAAGAGCGUGCGAUGAUCCCGGAGACCCACGCGACCGUAACUUGUGGCGCGCCGACGGCACACGCGAUGGGACUGAGCGACUGCGGUCUGCGCGAGAUGGAGCUGGUGAUGCAGAACUUCGAGACUGCGUUGGAGAAGAGUACGUGUACACCUCGAGUCAUGGCGAGUCCUGUUAGUGAGAGCAACUGUUUCAUCCCGGAAGAUUCCUCCGACUUCCUGUACCCGCCACUGGACGACGAGAACGAAGCAGAAGCUGAGGACGACGCAGAUACAACAAGCUCUACUGCAGCCGUGGUGGAGUCUGCGCCGAAGAAGAAGACCUCCAAGUACUCCAUGAUGGCUCGCAGGGCUUCCGCCGCGCGAGCGAAGGCGCUGUCAGCGAAUCGAUUCGUCAAGAAGAAGAGCUCUCGGCAGUUGGACCAAAGGAGCAGCGACGAGAAGAACGCCGUGUAUGCCAAAUACCCCUCGCUUCGUGUCGAGUCGGAAGAAGGCGUGGAGGCUUCGACGUCCAUCGGCUAUGCGGUUCGGACGCUGUGUCGUCUGGAGAUGCUGCGCACGGAGUAUUAUCUACGGAAGAGUGUGGCGGUGUCUCAGUCUGUGAGCAGUCUAGUCACGUGCUUCAUGGCGGAGCUGGACUUGUGUCUACAGGAGCGCAAUGACAAGGUGCUGAAUCAAAUGGCCAAGGUCGGCUUCUUGAUCGGGUGGGAGAGUCUCAUCUCGUCCCAUGGGAAGGAGCUUUACAUGAUUUCCGACGCGUGGGUGGCCAUCAAGUGUCUCGAGACCUUCUCGUUCAAGCUCUGCGAAGGCACCGACCUGGACGUGCUGGUGGAGAAGCAAGACGUGGGUUAUAUCGUUAAAAUCCCGGUCUCUCCCGCUCUCUUCGCCCUUCUUCCAGAGAGCUUGAAGAGCGGCGAGCUGAUCAGCGUCACGUCCGUGCUAUUCACGCAAGGAAUCAACGAGAUGCAGAGCUUGGCCAACAUGGUGGGCCACUCCGGGGUCUCUAUCCAGCGUAAGAUAAACAGCACGAGUUUCCGAACCAUCUCGGAGUAUUACAGCCGCUUCACUGAGCUCUGCGGCGUCGGCAUGUCGGAGGUGAGUGUGGGCUCGCAUCCCGACGAGAUCUUGCGUAAUUUACGCGUCAGUGUGGAGAGCGAGAACUCGGCGUCCAAGAACACGUGUAUUUUACUGCAUGCGGCCGACGCGGUGCGUAGUUUAAAUGGAGGCCGAGUCACGUACUGCAAGUCGGGCAAAGACCGAACGGCCAUGAGCACGACACUGGAACAAGCUCGACUGCUGGUGCAGCGUAAGCGACAUGUGCUACAAGAGAUCGAGACCGGGGGUUCUUCCGAGUUUGGGCCUCUGGAAGAGGUGAAAUACGUCGCCAACAUGAUGCGAGAGUUCGGUGUUCGCAUCCACGUGGCCAAGAAGAACGUCGGACGCUUCAAGUACUCGUUCAAUUCUUUGCAGCGAAAAUUACUUCCCGAAAUUUAUCGCCCACCCAUGUCGACGAUUCAAGACAUGGUGACGUCGGUCACGACGCGGGAUUCGUAG
Molecule: messenger RNA, 3801 nt
Organism: Phytophthora infestans T30-4
Lineage: Eukaryota; Oomycota; Peronosporomycetes; Peronosporales; Peronosporaceae
Product: inositol-3,4-bisphosphate 4-phosphatase, putative
Exons: 2
Coding region: 1-3801 (1266 amino acids)
Cellular component (GO): cytoplasm
Molecular function (GO): phosphatidylinositol-3,4-bisphosphate 4-phosphatase activity
Source: RefSeq, a predicted model, not a curated record